AUGGAAGGGGGCAAAUUCACUACUAUUGGGACUAUGAGUUCUUUGCCGUAUUGCACGACAACGCCUGGCUUGGGCGUGAUGGAAGGGACUAGCUUAAUCAACCCCCAAGUACAAUCAGGAUGGUCUGAACCAUCUUCUCAAACUCACACUCCUGCUCCUGCGGCUGUGCCGCCCCAUGUAUAUUCUCCCAUGUCCUUUGACCAUAUGUCUGAUUGUGAAUUGUUGAACAUGGUUGCCCAAAACAUGAUCAUUUUAAAAAAAGAAUUCUCUCAACUACAAGGAUCUUAUGACGCGCAACAUGAUCAAAUUGCGUUGUUAAGGGCAGAGUUAGAGGAACAUCGAGAACAAUCACGUAACCAACAUAUCUUUUAUUCCAAUCAAAUCCAAGGGGCGGCAACAUCCAUUCAGGCUGUGCAAGAUCAGCUUCUUCAUCAAUCCUCCUCUUGCUCCACAAUUCCACCCCCACCUUCUGGCACUGCCACCACUAUCAAUCCCCCACCUGCCCCUACGUCUUCUAACUCUGAUUUGAAAUUUGCCAAGCCAAACAAGUUUAGCGGCAAGAAAGAAGACGCCCUCAAUUUCAUUAUUGCCUGCCAAGCUUAUAUAAGGGCAAAAGGGGCCAACCAAUCCCACAAGGAAAAAAUCUUGUGGGUUACAUCAUAUUUUGAGGGAGCUGCCGAAGACUGGGUUUGCCCAUAUAAAGAAAGGAAGGUGUUCAGGGGAGAAGCAGUUCCUCUUUUGGAAGACAUUGACACUUUUUGGGCCGAGUUUACUAAGCACUAUGUGGACACUAAUUGCGAUGAAAAAUAUUGGCAAAAAUGGAACAACUUGCGGCAGAAGGCUUUGGUCCAGGAAUAUACUCGUGAAUUCCAACAGUACUCAGUCUCUCUUGGUUAUAGCAAUGAGACACUGCGUGACAAGUACUAUGAUGGACUCAAAAAUGAAAUCAAGGACAUCAUGCUUUCAACAAUGUUCCAGUGGCGUCGUGCUACUGCCCAACAAGUCUAUGACAAGGCGGAAGAAAUUGCCAAUCAUAUUGAAUCCACUCGCCUGUCCAAUCCGUCUAUUCCUACUGCUUGCGCCCCUUCCUCUGCAACCCCCACUUCCACUUCCAACUCCACUCCCACUCGUACACGUCUAAAUGUAGGGGACAAUGUAUAUAUGAUUGAUCCCACUACUCGCCGCGCCAAGAAAGGUGCCAUUACCUCAAUUGUACGCACAACCUCGGGCAAUAUGCCAAAUGUUUGUUGGAAUGGAGAAUCCAAGGACACCAUGAUCCCAUUCCCCUCCCUAAAAAAAGAUGAGCGCCCUGCAGCGGCCGCCCCAGUUAAAUCAAUUGUUGCCCCUGUCCCGGUGUUAGCCACAAGCAAGGGUCCAGGUCCCAUGGAUCUUGAUGGAAGGGGUUUUGCAAAUCUAACCUGCCAUGUGUGCGGCGGAAAGGGCCAUUUUGCACGCAACUGUCCCUCUAAGCCCAUGUCUGGACAUGUGGCUAAUGUUGAAUGGUCUUGGGAAAGGCCUAAAGAAGAAAAUAGAAUUGAAGUUGUCUCUGAUGAGGAAGAAUCGGGAAAAGGAAAAGCCAAGGCCGACUAA
Messenger RNA from Rhizoctonia solani, 1590 nucleotides. RefSeq names its product Retrotransposon gag protein. The record is from RefSeq and is a predicted model, not a curated record. Gene Ontology annotation, molecular function: nucleic acid binding; zinc ion binding. Lineage: Eukaryota; Fungi; Basidiomycota; Agaricomycetes; Cantharellales; Ceratobasidiaceae. The coding region runs from base 1 to 1590 and encodes 529 amino acids. The transcript has a single exon.